AUGUUAAAAUUCAAAGUUAAUUCGCUGAGGCAAGUAUGGCCCUAUAAACGGCUCGAAUACUUCCUACGAUAUAAUCAUACGGCUACUUCUGCACAGAAUUUGCAAGCACGAAUCGAACAAAUUCCGAUCGAAAAUUACAGAAACUUUUCCAUAGUUGCCCAUGUUGAUCAUGGUAAGUCGACAUUGAGUGACAGGUUGUUGGAAAUAACGCAUGUCAUUGAUCCAAAUGCAAGAAAUAAGCAAGUUCUAGAUAAAUUAGAAGUGGAAAGAGAAAGAGGUAUUACUAUAAAAGCACAAACAUGUUCAAUGUUUUAUAACGACAAGAAGUCUGGAGAAGACUAUCUUUUACAUUUAAUUGACACGCCAGGACAUGUGGAUUUUAGAGGGGAAGUUUCAAGGUCGUACGCAUCUUGCGGGGGUGCAAUUCUCUUAGUCGAUGCCUCACAGGGUAUUCAAGCCCAAACAGUCGCUAAUUUCUAUUUAGCCUUCAGUUUAGGAUUGAAGUUGAUUCCGGUGAUAAAUAAAAUUGACCUUAGCCUUACAGACGUAAGACAGGUAAAAGAUCAAAUAGUAGAUAACUUUGAGCUCCCGGAACAAGAUAUAAUCGGGGUCAGUGCAAAAACAGGCUUAAACGUAAAAGAACUUCUACUCCCCGCUAUAAUUGAUCGCAUACCACCACCAACUGGAAGACUUGAUAGACCUUUCAGGGCAUUGCUGGUAGAUUCUUGGUAUGAUGCAUACUUAGGUGCAGUUCUUUUAGUGAAUAUCGUUGACGGUUUUGUGCGCAAGAAUGACGGAGUUAUUUGUGCUCAGACAAAGGAGAAAUACGACGUUAAAGAUAUCGGAAUCAUGUAUCCUGAUCGGACUUCUACAGGUUCUCUAAAAGCAGGACAGGUUGGCUAUUUAGUGCUGGGGAUGAAGGAUUCUAAAGAAGCUAAAGUUGGGGACACUAUUAUGCAUUUAGGCAAAGAAAAUGAAACCGAAGUACUUCCCGGCUUUGAAGAACAGAAACCUAUGGUGUUUGUAGGUGCUUUCCCAGCCGAUGGAAUUGAAUUCAAAGCGAUGGACGAUGAUAUGAGUAGACUUGUUCUCAACGACAGAUCUGUUACAUUAGAACGUGAGACUUCCAAUGCCUUAGGACAAGGUUGGAGAUUAGGAUUUUUGGGAUCGUUGCAUGCAUCUGUUUUUCGUGAACGAUUAGAGAAAGAAUACGGCUCUAAAUUGAUCAUAACGCAGCCCACUGUUCCUUAUUUAGUGGAGUUCACUGAUGGUACGAAAAAACUUGUAACCAAUCCUGAUGAGUUUCCAGAUGGUGCAACAAAAAGAGUAAACGUGGUUGCCUUUCACGAACCAUUCAUAGAGGCAAUUAUGACAUUGCCCCAGGAAUACUUGGGUAACGUUAUACGUUUAUGUGACAGCAACCGAGGUGAACAAAUUGAUAUAACUUAUUUACACACAAAUGGACAGGUGAUGUUAAAAUACUACCUUCCACUAUCGCACCUGGUUGACGACUUUUUUGGGAAAUUAAAAUCUGUGUCUAGGGGAUUUGCCUCCUUAGAUUAUGAAGAUGCUGGAUAUAGAACUUCUAAUGUCGUAAAACUGCAGCUCUUAGUUAAUGGAAAUGCUAUUGACGCUUUAUCCAGGGUACUGCAUAAAUCAGAAGUAGAGAAAGUCGGUAGAGAAUGGGUGAAAAAAUUCAAAGAGUAUGUCAAAUCGCAAUUGUAUGAGGUCGUUAUCCAAGCCAGAGCCAACAAUAAGAUAAUAGCUAGAGAAACGAUAAAGGCGAGAAGGAAAGAUGUUCUUCAAAAGUUGCAUGCUUCCGAUGUUUCACGAAGAAAGAAACUUUUAUCAAAACAAAAAGAGGGUAAAAAACACAUGAAAACCAUAGGUAACAUUCAAAUCAACCAGGAGGCAUACCAGGCAUUUCUACGCCGUUAA
This is a messenger RNA of Saccharomyces kudriavzevii IFO 1802, 1938 nucleotides long. It is a transcript of the gene GUF1, whose product is annotated as GTPase GUF1. Lineage: Eukaryota; Fungi; Ascomycota; Saccharomycetes; Saccharomycetales; Saccharomycetaceae. Gene Ontology annotation, cellular component: mitochondrion. The record is from RefSeq and is a predicted model, not a curated record. The coding region runs from base 1 to 1938 and encodes 645 amino acids. Gene Ontology annotation, biological process: positive regulation of translation. Gene Ontology annotation, molecular function: GTPase activity; GTP binding; mitochondrial ribosome binding. The transcript has a single exon.